AUCGUGUGCAGUCAUUUUUUAUCUUUGAAUCAGUUAAUAUGAGAGCAUUACUUCUCAUUGUGCAAAUUUUGAACCUAUGCAGAUAUAUCUCUGCACAUGAUGAGGAAUACCUAGAGUUUCCAGAUGGAUUUUCAAUCGGUGUAGCCACCUCUGCUUUCCAAAUAGAGGGUGCAUGGAAUGCUAGUGGCAAGAAGGAAAAUAUAUGGGAUCAUCGGAUGCAUAAUAAUAUAGCGUUGAGUUUAGAUGGCGGAACAGCUGAUGUGGCGUGUGACUCUUAUCACAAAUAUAAAGAAGAUGUACAAUUAAUCAAGAACAUUGGUUUUAAUCAUUAUCGGUUCUCCAUAAGUUGGUCACGAGUUUUGCCAAAUGGCUCACCAGAUGAAAUUAACAAAGAUGGAAUCCAAUAUUAUACGAAUCUUAUAAACGAAUUGGUGAGCAAUGGAAUCAAACCUUUUGUGACACUCUAUCACUUUGAUGAUGUGCAAUCACUGAUUGCAAGAACAGGAGGGUGGUCAAAUGAAUCAAUGGUAGAAUAUUUUGCUGAUUAUGCCAGAGUCAUGUUCCGAGAACUUGGGUCUAAAGUUAAAUUCUGGUCUACGAUCAAUGAACCCGAUAUCUACUGCAAGUAUUAUGCUUAUCUGAAUGAAACUGCAGCCAACACAGCAUACCGGAAUCGCUAUCUUUGCGCACACAAUUUACUAAAAGCACAUGCACGUACUUAUCAUAUUUAUGAUGAGGAAUUCCGGGCAAUUCAAAAAGGCAAAAUUGGAUUGGCCGUUAAUAGUGGAUACUAUUUUCCGAAAUCGAAGGAUGAUACAGAAAGUGCGGACAUUGCAUUUGCUUUUGAAGGAGGAUGGAUACUGAAUCCGAUAUUCUCGACAAAUGGAGAUUAUCCAGAGGUAAUGAAGAGGAGGAUUGCAGAGAACAGCAAAGCGGAAGGAUUGACUCACUCCAGAUUACCAGAAUUUUCUCCUCAGUGGAUCGAUUACAUAAAGGGAACAUUUGAUUAUUUGGGUCUCAAUCAUUACGUGCCGGCGAUGAUCGAACCAGCGAAUAAGACUGCUGAUGGAAGAUGGUAUGAUGAUAUAGGUGUCAUUUACACGAAUCAUUCUAAAUGGAAAACUACUUCCAUGGGAUUUGGGGUGUACCCCAAAGGUAUAGGGGGGGUCUUGCGGAAGAUAACAAAAACGUUCAAUAAUCCCACAAUCUACAUUUUGGAAAAUGGCGCCAGCCUCCGGUCAGGCGUCAUUGAUGUGGAUAGAGUUGAAUAUUUUUAUUCAUACAUGAAGGAAGUGCUAUUGGCCAUUCGUGAUGGAUGUGAUGUCAGAGCAUAUACUGCAUGGAGUCUGUUGGAUAAUUUCCAAUGGUUCUGGGGAUAUUCGUUACGCUAUGGAAUCGUUUCCGUAGAUUUUAAAGAUUCUAACAGAAGAAGAACUCCGAAACUGUCUAGCUAUUGGUUAAAAACGGUUAUACACGAAAGAAAGUUACUGCCAUACAAUCAAAUCAUCUUGAAUAUUGUAAAAUUAGGUACCCCGAAGUACAUCAAUGGUGUUGCAGGUCAUUCGUCACAUGGUCAUUGUGCUAUUUCAGCGUGUCUUUCUUUCAUAUUUGUUUUAUCCAUUACACAUGGGAAUCUGAUAUGAGGUGAUUCAAGGAUGAUUUCAUAAUUGUAUUAUCCAAAACAAUAGAUUAUGUUAAAACAGAUGAUGUAUUUUCUAUGUAAACUAUGUAAUUUCAUCAUACCAGUAAAGUUGACCUCAUAUUCAUGGCCUUGUACUGCUUAACAAACGAAAGAUUAUAAAUGUUCGAUCUAGUAAUCAAUAAAUAAAGGUGUCAGAUAGCUUUACGGCCAGAAGGACAUAAUGUCAAUUGAA
Diachasma alloeum is the source of this 1874-nucleotide messenger RNA. RefSeq names its product myrosinase 1. The record is from RefSeq and is a predicted model, not a curated record. Gene Ontology annotation, biological process: carbohydrate metabolic process. Gene Ontology annotation, molecular function: beta-glucosidase activity. The coding region runs from base 39 to 1643 and encodes 534 amino acids. The transcript has 8 exons. NCBI's taxonomy places the organism in Eukaryota, Metazoa, Arthropoda, Insecta, Hymenoptera, Braconidae.